AUGGGGCACGAAAACGACGCCGCUUCAGAGAGUCAUCAACACGACGGCGCUGCGGCGUCGGGAUUUAAGCUCGUCGGAUUCUCCAAGUUCGUGAGGAAGAAUCCAAAGUCCGACAGAUUCAAAGUUAAGCGCUUCCACCACAUCGAGUUCUGGUGCGGCGACGCCACCAACGUCGCGCGUCGCUUCUCGUGGGGUCUCGGGAUGCGAUUCUCCGCCAAAUCCGAUCUCUCCACCGGAAACAUGGUCCACGCCUCUUACCUCCUCACUUCCGGCGACCUGCGAUUCCUUUUCACGGCUCCCUACUCCCCGUCUCUCGCCGCCGGAGAUACUCGACUCACUGCUACAGCCUCCAUCCCCUCCUUCGAUCAUGUUUCUUGCCGCUCCUUCAUCUCUUCCCAUGGCCUCGGUGUAAGAGCCGUCGCGAUUGAAGUAGAAGACGCAGAGUCAGCUUUCUCCAUCAGUGUCGCUAACGGCGCCAUUCCUUCGUCGCCUCCUUUCGUCCUCGAUGAAGCCGUUACGAUCGCUGAGGUCAAACUAUACGGCGAUGUCGUCCUCCGAUAUGUUAGCUACAAAGGAGUAGACUCCGAUAAAUCCGAUUUCCUGCCGGGAUUUGAACCAGUGGAAGAUACGUCGUCGUUUCCACUUGACUACGGGAUACGACGGCUUGACCACGCCGUGGGAAACGUUCCCGAGCUUGGUCCAGCUUUAACUUACGUCGCAGGGUUCACUGGUUUUCACCAAUUCGCGGAGUUCACAGCAGACGACGUGGGAACCGCCGAGAGCGGUUUAAACUCAGCGGUGCUGGCUAGCAACGACGAAAUGGUUCUUCUGCCGAUGAACGAGCCAGUGCACGGGACGAAGAGGAAGAGUCAGAUUCAGACUUUUCUGGAGCACAACGAAGGCGCAGGGCUACAACAUCUGGCUCUGAUGAGCGAGGACAUAUUCAGGACUCUGAGAGAGAUGCGUAAGAGAAGCAGUGUCGGAGGAUUCGACUUCAUGCCUUCUCCUCCGCCUACUUACUACCAGAAUCUGAAGAAACGCGUCGGGGAUGUUCUCAGUGACGAGCAGAUCAAGGAGUGUGAGGAAUUGGGGAUUCUUGUGGAUAGAGAUGAUCAAGGGACGUUGCUUCAAAUUUUCACAAAACCACUUGGUGACAGGCCGACGAUAUUCAUAGAGAUAAUCCAGAGAAUAGGAUGCAUGAAGAAAGAUGAGGAAGGCAAGGUUCACCAGAGUGGAGGAUGUGGUGGCUUUGGCAAAGGCAAUUUCUCUGAGCUCUUCAAGUCCAUUGAAGAGUACGAGAAGACUCUUGAAGCCAAGCCGCUUGUGGGAUGA
Molecule: messenger RNA, 1332 nt
Organism: Microthlaspi erraticum
Lineage: Eukaryota; Viridiplantae; Streptophyta; Magnoliopsida; Brassicales; Brassicaceae
Source: the annotation of a GenBank genome assembly